Molecule: messenger RNA, 1095 nt
Organism: Leptosomus discolor (cuckoo roller)
Lineage: Eukaryota; Metazoa; Chordata; Aves; Leptosomiformes; Leptosomidae
Source: RefSeq, a predicted model, not a curated record
AUGUUGGAGCAUUUGGGGGACAGCACCCUGGAUCCAUCUGAGGACCGAUCCCAGCACCCCGGAGAGGGUGUCAGGCAGCUGGCAGGGCCGGAGGAGAACACUGCUGGUGUUGGGCAUCCCAGUGGGGAGGGCGACCCUGUGCCCGCUGUAGAGGGGGUGGGCAGCACCUCUGCCUGCACAGAUGGCAGUGCCAGGGCUGAGAGUGGCCCGCUGGAUGCUGACGAGGACCCGGUGAGCGGUGUGUGGGAAGGGGCCCCCCCGGAAAGCCACGAGCCCCCACUGUCCCUGGAGCUGCUGUGCCGCGGCGUAGAGGGGCUCUCACCCACAGCCUGGGCCAAGGAGCCAAUGGGGGCAGACGAGGACGUGGGCUCACUGCAGCAGCACCGGUGCAGCCAAGAGGCCAAGGAAGAGGAGGGAGGUCUCUGCAGCAGCUCCCCGAAGGCAGAGCAGGCCAGUGCCAGGACCCCGAGCCAGGCCAGCCCGGGUGCUGAGGAGAGCUGGGACGCGCUGUUCAACGACGAUGGGGACUGCCUGGACCCGCGCCUGCUGGAGGAGCUCUCAGGGGGUGAGAAGCACCAGGAGAGCCAGCAGUCACCCCGCUUCAACUACUACGGGGCUGAGCCCGCCGCACCAGACCUCAGCGAUGCUGAGCUGCCCCACGUUAUUGAGAUCUAUGAUUUCCCCUCGGAUUUCCGCACUGAGGACCUGCUGCGUGUCUUCUGCAGCUAUCAGAAAAAAGGCUUUGAUAUUAAGUGGGUGGAUGAUACACACGCCCUGGGCAUCUUCUCCAGCCCCAUAACAGCACGCGAUGCCCUCAGCACCAAGCACCUGAUGGUGAAGACACGCCCGCUCUCACAGGGCACCCGUGCCUCUAAAGCCAAAGCCAGGGCAUAUGCUGACUACCUGCAGCCGGCCAAGGAGCGCCCCGAAACAUCAGCUGCCCUGGCCAGGCGGCUGGUGAUCGGUGCCCUAGGGGUACGCAGCAACCAGACACCAGCCCAACGAGAUGCUGAGCGGAGGAAGCUGCAAGAAGCCCGGGAGAGGAAGCGCCUGGAGAACAAGCAGCGGGAGGAUGCCUGGGAGGGCCGGGACUAA